Messenger RNA from Paramisgurnus dabryanus, 871 nucleotides. It is a transcript of the gene timm8b, whose product is annotated as translocase of inner mitochondrial membrane 8 homolog B (yeast). The record is from RefSeq and is a predicted model, not a curated record. Lineage: Eukaryota; Metazoa; Chordata; Actinopteri; Cypriniformes; Cobitidae.
GGCGGAAGUUGCUGCCUUCAUUCCCACGCCUCCCGCACUUGCUUUAUCCUUCAUGUGUUCUUGUGUGUGUAAUCUGUAAGAAAAGUGUGAUCAUGGCUGAUUUCAGUUCUAGCUUUGAUAUGCCGUCAUCUAGUUCAUCUGAGACAGCAGAUGCUGCGGAGCUUCAGCGACUCAUUGCCGUGGAGCAACAGAAAGCUCAGUUUCAAGCGCAGGUACACAACUUCACGGAUGUUUGCUGGGAUAAGUGUAUGCCGGACAAACCGAGCAGCAAGUUGGAUUCGCGGACAGAGACGUGUCUCGCUAGCUGCGUGGAGCGUUUCAUCGACACGACCCUCAGUAUCACGAAUCGCUUUACGCAGAUGGUCCAGAAAGGCGCACACUGAAGGGCAGAGUUCUGCGCAGACAUAUCGGUGUGUGACAUCAAAGUACCGCGAUAUUUGGCUUCCAUAAGCUGGUCAGUCUGGGCACCGUCUUCAUGACGUUCAUGGUGUCCUAUUUAAUUACUCGUGAUGCGUCCAAGACAUUAUUUUACUGUUUCUUAUAAUAUGUGGUCCUCAGGUGUACCCAGGAAGACCAGACUUUGGUAUAUUUAUGACUUAUGUUGUUAUUCACCCGGAAAAUCAACACAAUAUUCAACAGUGCAGAGAAACAGUGACCUUGGAUAUGAAAUUACAUAUUUCUUUUGUCAAUAUUGUCUCAUAUUACAGUUUUCACCUUAUAAACGUGAGUGUUUAGUUGAGUAACAAUGAAUGACUGCUUAAUUUCUUAAUCUGUUUACUUAAGUGUACUUCUAGGGAAUCCAGAAGUCUGUUUUUCCUGUAUGGAUGUCAUCAUAAUGAAAUCAUGCCAUAAAUCUGAAAUGGGAUCAAGA